Molecule: messenger RNA, 1216 nt
Organism: Jatropha curcas
Lineage: Eukaryota; Viridiplantae; Streptophyta; Magnoliopsida; Malpighiales; Euphorbiaceae
Product: rhodanese-like domain-containing protein / PPIC-type PPIASE domain-containing protein
Molecular function (GO): peptidyl-prolyl cis-trans isomerase activity
Source: RefSeq, a predicted model, not a curated record
CCACUUUAACCCGAGCCAAGGCAUGGGCGCCUCUACCUCCAGCUAGUAGCUACGCUCUUACGGCGGUGUGCUUGACUAGUUCACGUCUCUAACAGCUUUCGCUUCUCGAAUUCCGAAAAUCAAAAGCAGCAAUGUUAAAACCAUAUCAUCUCCCAUCAGUAGCUUCACCUGCCCUCUUCGCUCUUAAACUCUCAGUAAGUCCCACGCUUUCCCUCUCUUCUCUUUCUUCAUCGCCUUCUCACCUCCAUAAACUCUCUACUUUUGCUCCACUCAUUAGCUUUCUCCCCAAAAUCUUCAUACACAAUUCAUCUUCUCGGUUCUUUAACCGGUCCCUUCCCAUGCUAGGCCCUACAUAUCGCAAAGCUUCUUUUAGUUCUGGAAGUGGCUCAGCAGAUGCAAGAGAGAUAUUGGUGCAGCAUUUGCUUGUUAAAGAAGAUGACCAGAAGUUGUUGUUGGAGCUUCAACAGAGAAUUUCAGGAGGAGAGGAUUUGAGUGACCUUGCUUUGGAAUAUUCAAUAUGCCCAUCCAAAGCAGAGGGAGGAAUGCUUGGGUGGGUCAGAAAAGGAGAUAUGGUACCAGAGUUUGAGGAAGCUGCAUUUAGUGCCACUUUGAACAAAGUUGUAAGAUGUAAAACUAAAUUUGGGUGGCAUUUGUUGCAAGUUCUUUCUGAGAGAGAAGGAUCUUUACUUCAAGACAUUCAACCAGAUGAGUUUCAUGUUAAAAUGCAAGAUCCCAAGUUUGUUGAACUGGGUCAAUUGAUUGAUGUUCGAGAACCUAAUGAAGUGGCAAGAGCUUCUCUGCCAGGUUUUGAGGUUCUUCCCCUCAGCCAAUUUGGAAACUGGGGGCCUGAAAUAACCGCCAAGUUUGAUCCUCAGAAAGAUACCUAUGUCAUGUGUCACCAUGGGGUGCGAUCAUUACAGGUUGCAAAGUGGUUACAGACACAGGGUUUCAAGAGAGUAUUUAAUUUGGCUGGAGGAAUACAUUCAUAUGCUGUCAAGGCUGAUCCGUCGGUUCCUAUGUAUUGAUAGAGUUUGCCAUUGCAUUAAUUCUCAUACAGUUCUAAUUGGAACUGUUAUUCAACUGCAUAUGUGUUCCUAGAAAAAGAAAAUUGGAUGAUAAUGUACCUCCUGUGAUAAGUUACUGACGAUUUUUUACGGAUUUUCUUCCCGGGAAAAUAAAGGAAUGAGUUUGUUAUGUUUCUAUGUCAAUGAUCCAA